UCAAAUGAUAGAAAAUGAAUAACUAAAAUGUUUUUAAAAUCAUGAUAAUCCUAUUUGCUCAGUUAUAAUCGAUAGAGAUUUUAAUAAAAAUGAAAGGUUGUUAUGCAUGGAAUGUAUGCAAGAUUUUAAUCGAAAUGUUUAAAUAAAGGGUAUUAAAGCAAUUAAUUAAUAAAUUGAAAACAACCUGAUGUAGAAUGGAGAAAAAAUAAAAUAAUUGUUAUUUCCAAAAAAGGAAUAAUUAGAGAGAUUAUAAUAGGAAAUAUAUGAUUGGAAAUCUUUUUUAUUAAACUAAAUAGAUUCGAUUUAAAGAGUCUUAGUAGAUUGGACUGAAUAAUUAAUACCAGAAAAUUUUAUGAAUAUUUAGUAGAGUUUCAUUGAUUUAUUAGAUUAAUAUUUAAGAAAUAAUGAUUAAGGCUAAAAAGAUUUUGAAAAGAAGGUUAACAUGAUUUUUAAAAUAAAUUAAGCCUCAUUUGAGAAAAUAAAUUAUAAAUUAAAAGAAUUUAACUAAAAAAAUAAAUAAACAUUUGAAAAAUUAAAGUUAACCUUUUUAUAAAUAGUAAAAGAUUCUACUCCCUAAGCAGAUCUUAAAUUAAUUACAACAAAAAGAUAAUAAUCUGAUAAUUGUUGGGCAAUGUCUUUUAAUCAUACAGGAUAAAUGUUGGCAUCAGGAUGUGGAAAUAAUAUAUAAAUAUGGAAUUUUUAAGAUAGUUAAAUGAAUGAAUUUUGUUUAUUAUAAGGUCAUUCUGAUGUUGUAAGUUGUUUAAUAUUUAGUAAAAAUUGUGAUAGUUUGAUCUCCAGUAGUUAUGAUAAUUCAAUUAGACUCUGGUAAUUAACUUAAGAAUAAGAAUGGAAGAGUUCUCCAUAAUAUUAAAAACAUUCAGAUAGAAUUCUAUGUUUAAUAUUAGAUAAAGAUGAAAGAACAUUGAUUUCAGGAAGUAAUGAUUCAACAAUAAAGGUUUGGUCUGUUGAUUUUAAUGAUUUCAAAUUGCAUUAUAGUUAUUCUCUGAUAAAACAUAAAAAUAGAGUUUUUGGAUUGUCAUUGAAUGCAUCUGAAAAUUAUCUAGUUUCUUGUGGUGAAGAUUGUUAGAUAAUUGUAUGGGUUAAAACUUAAAAUGGUAUUUGGGAAUUUUAAUAGAUUGUUAAUUAAUCAAUUAACAAAUGGGGAACUAAAAUAGCCUUUAUUCAAGAAAACGAAUUCAUUUGGCUUCCAGGUGAAUAAACUGGAAAUGAUUGUAUUUGCUUUUUUGAAUUAAAGGAUGGUGUUUUUCAAGAAUAAUAAGAAAAAGUAUUAAAAUUAUAAGAGAAUAAUCAAGUGAUUGAUUACAGUUUGUUUCCUAUUAUGGUUGAUAAUAGAAAAAACAUUAUUUUGUUUAGACAUAAAUUACAUUUUUAUUUGCUAAGAAAAAGAGAUCAUGGAAAAUAUAAGAUUAUGGCAAAACUUUAAUUUUUGCAUAAUUCAACUUUUGGAGCCAUAUCAAACGAUUCAAAAUUUUUACUAAUUUGGGAGGAUAGUCUAAAUUAAUCUUCGUUAUAUAGUAUUGAGCAUUUUUAAAUUUGA
Messenger RNA from Paramecium sonneborni, 1558 nucleotides. The record is from the annotation of a GenBank genome assembly. Lineage: Eukaryota; Ciliophora; Oligohymenophorea; Peniculida; Parameciidae.